UGUCGUUUCAGUCGAUGUAAACAACAAUUCUCCAGUAGUAUACAUUUCUGUACAGCCACAGCAACAGCACUAGCAGCGAUAGUUAUUUAGCUAUCGAUAGUUAAGGGCCCAAUUGCGGUACUAUAAUAAAUAUAUUUUUAAAUCUUUCAAAUGGACUCAUCCGACGAUGCAUCGAAUGGCUUACUCGACUCCACUGCCGAACAACAGGACGACACGGAAUAUGAUGCAGAGUCCAUGGUCAACAUGUUCGAUGAGCUGAAAUUCUUGGAAGCGAUGCAGAAGUAUUUAUUGCAAAAUGCACAGCAUCAAGUGUCGUUCGUUAAUAACCUGACUGAGGUGUGGGAUUUCGAUCCGAGAAUGCGCCAAGCUUUCGCCUCAUUCGAGGCACUCGUCCAGGCAAACCCAACUGUUGACAACUGCUUGAAUCCGCGCCAUGAGGCACUCGUGAAGCUGGCCAACUCCAUGGCCAAGGCCGCAGCGACGAGACAGCGUAAAUCCAAGCGUAAACUUGCCACAGCGAUACGCAACAACCUCAUCAAAGCAGUUCUAUUCGUUGACCUGAGAGCCGAAUAUCUCCAGGAGCAGCUGAGGAUGCCCACGCACAUGCUGAGUCCGGAGAAGGCUUUGGAGUUGCUCGGCAUCUUGCCCAAGGAGAGCUCCGACUCCACAAUCUCCAGCUGCUCGAGCUCCCGCAGCAGCUCCUCCAGCUAUGAGCUGCUGGAUGCUGGCAACAGUAGCAGCUGCCGCAGCUCCAUGACGGCUGACAUGUCGGAUGCCGUGCGCUUCAAGUGCUACAAAAUGCUGUGCAACGCCCUGAAGAUCGGCGCAUUGGCCGAUGGUUGUGCCGAGUGCGAGCCAAAGGCCGUCGAGCUGGAGGCAGCCAUCUACGCGGAGUUCAACAAAGCGGACAAAAAUUACAAGCAGCGCAUUCGAUCGCGUGUGUCCAGUCUGAAGGAUCCGCUGAAUCCGGGACUGUGCAGCAGCUUCUUGUGCGGCGCCAUCUCGGUCGAGCAGCUGGCCGGCGAGCCCCAGGAGGGACAGCAACUGGGUUGAGACGACAAGCAGCUAUCGUUGCAAGUUCACACUGCAACACACACACACACACACACACACACAGUCCCAAACUUCGCACCAGGCGCUGAGUAGGCAAAGAACACACAAAAAAAAAAAAAAAAAACACCCACGUAUCCAAAUAGCAGCCACACCAACACAUAAUCCAUUAUUACAUUGUAAAGACUAGACUUGAAGUUUCAAUAAAGCAACCAAAAAAA
Molecule: messenger RNA, 1271 nt
Organism: Drosophila obscura
Lineage: Eukaryota; Metazoa; Arthropoda; Insecta; Diptera; Drosophilidae
Product: transcription elongation factor A protein 1-like
Exons: 4
Coding region: 151-1053 (300 amino acids)
Biological process (GO): DNA-templated transcription
Cellular component (GO): nucleus
Source: RefSeq, a predicted model, not a curated record